AUGGCGAAGAGCGACGCCAAUAAGAGGGCCGAGUUGAUGGCCAAGGAGUGGAAGAAGUCCCGCAGCACCGCCAACGCGGCGUCGGAUGUCAACCCCGACCACGCCGCCGGACAAAGGGUGGCCGAGCCUGCUUGCGCUGCUGAAGACGCGGCGCCGCAGACCACAGAUCAGCCUGCGGCGGCAGCUGCUGCUACAGGCAUCGAGGGAGAGUCUGCCCCGGCGAGUGCCGCGGCGAGCACUCCGCCGAGGGAUGGGGAGGCAGGAAGGACCGCUCCCCCGAGUAGCGUCGCGGAAGGGGAAGAUAGAGCACCAACCCCUCCCCCUGCCGAAGAGAGGAGGGUCCCAACGCCACCCCGGGCAGGGGCCUCUUCGUCCGCAGGCGCCCCGGGCCUGGCCCAGGGGCCGGUGAUGCCUUCGACCACGACUGGUGGCGGUGCAGCGAACGAGGAAGCCCGGGCAUCCUCCGACGACGAGGUGGAGGAAAUUGAAGGUCGCCCCCGUGAUGGCCGCCAGCACUGCUCAAGGUGA
This is a messenger RNA of Sorghum bicolor (sorghum), 528 nucleotides long. Its product is annotated as cuticle collagen 40-like. The record is from RefSeq and is a predicted model, not a curated record. Lineage: Eukaryota; Viridiplantae; Streptophyta; Magnoliopsida; Poales; Poaceae. The transcript is spliced from 3 exons. Bases 1 to 528 code for a protein of 175 amino acids.